AUGGGGACGGCGCUGGUCCAGCGCGGGGGCUGCUGCGUCCUCUGCCUGUCGCUGCUGCUGCUGGGUUGCUGGGCAGAGCUAGGCAGCGGCCUGGAGUUCCCGGGCGCCGAGGGCCAGUGGACACGCUUCCCCAAGUGGAACGCAUGUUGCGAGAGUGAGAUGAGCUUCCAGCUGAAGACGCGCAGUGCCCGCGGCCUCGUGCUCUACUUCGACGACGAGGGCUUCUGCGACUUCCUCGAGCUCAUCCUGACACGCGGCGGCCGCCUGCAGCUCAGCUUCUCCAUCUUCUGCGCCGAGCCCGCCACACUGCUGGCCGACACUCCGGUCAACGACGGUGUCUGGCACAGCGUGCGCAUCCGCAGACAGUUCCGCAACACCACGCUCUACAUCGACCGCUCCGAGGCCAAGUGGGUGGAGGUCAAGUCGAAGCGCAGGGACAUGACGGUGUUCAGCGGGCUCUUCGUGGGCGGCCUGCCGCCCGAACUGCGCGCUGCAGCGCUCAAGCUCACGCUGGCCUCGGUGCGCGAGCACGAGCCCUUCAAGGGCUGGAUCCGAGACGUCAGGGUCAACUCAUCCCAGGCGCUGCCGCUGGACGGCGGCGAGGUCAAGCUGGACGACGAGCCACCCAACAGCGGCGGCGGGAGCCCGUGCGAGGCGGGCGACGAGGGCGAGGGCGGUGUGUGCCUCAACGGGGGUGUGUGCUCCGUGGUCGACGACCAGGCGGUGUGCGACUGCUCGAGGACCGGCUUCCGUGGCAAGGACUGCAGCCAAGGAAAAGAAGAAUAUAUUGCCACAUUCAAGGGAUCUGAAUACUUCUGCUACGACUUGUCUCAAAACCCCAUUCAAAGCAGCAGCGAUGAAAUAACUCUGUCCUUUAAAACUCUUCAGAGGAAUGGACUGAUGCUUCACACAGGGAAAUCAGCUGAUUAUGUCAAUCUUGCCUUGAAAAAUGGAGCUGUUUCUCUGGUCAUUAAUUUGGGAUCAGGGGCCUUUGAAGCACUAGUGGAGCCCGUGAAUGGAAAGUUUAAUGAUAAUGCCUGGCAUGAUGUGAAAGUCACCAGGAAUCUGCGUCAGCACUCAGGCAUUGGACACGCUAUGGUAAACAAACUACAUUGUUCGGUGACAAUAUCAGUGGAUGGGAUUCUUACCACAACGGGCUACACGCAAGAAGAUUACACCAUGCUGGGGUCUGAUGACUUUUUCUAUGUUGGAGGCAGCCCCAGCACAGCCGACCUUCCAGGGUCACCAGUCAGUAACAACUUUAUGGGCUGUCUCAAAGAGGUUGUAUAUAAAAAUAAUGAUGUAAGACUGGAGUUAUCACGACUUGCCAAGCAAGGAGAUCCUAAGAUGAAGAUUCAUGGUGUGGUGGCUUUUAAGUGCGAAAAUGUGGCAACUUUAGACCCAAUAACUUUUGAGACCCCAGAAUCUUUCAUUUCUUUGCCUAAAUGGAAUGCAAAGAAAACAGGCUCAAUAUCAUUUGAUUUCCGUACAACAGAGCCAAAUGGCCUCAUAUUGUUUAGCCAUGGCAAGCCAAGACAUCAGAAGGAUGCCAAGCACCCACAGAUGAUUAAGGUUGACUUUUUUGCUAUUGAAAUGCUGGACGGCCACUUGUACCUCCUCUUAGACAUGGGAUCAGGUACAAUAAAAAUCAAAGCCCUGCAGAAGAAAGUCAAUGAUGGAGAAUGGUAUCAUGUGGAUUUCCAGCGGGAUGGACGGUCAGGCACCAUUUCUGUCAACACACUGCGCACUCCCUACACAGCUCCUGGAGAGAGUGAGAUCCUGGACCUAGAUGAUGACUUGUAUCUGGGUGGCUUGCCAGAAAAUAAGGCUGGCCUGGUCUUCCCCACCGAGGUGUGGACUGCUCUGCUCAACUAUGGCUACGUGGGCUGCAUCCGGGAUCUAUUCAUUGAUGGCCAGAGCAAAGACAUCCGGCAGAUGGCGGAAAUUCAGAGCACUGCUGGAGUGAAGCCAUCCUGCUCAAGGGAGACAGCAAAACCCUGUCUUAGCAAUCCUUGCAAAAACAAUGGCAUGUGCAGGGAUGGCUGGAACAGAUACGUCUGUGAUUGCUCUGGAACAGGCUAUCUCGGCAGGUCCUGUGAGAGAGAGGCAACGGUUUUGAGCUAUGAUGGAAGUAUGUUCAUGAAAAUUCAGCUUCCGGUGGUGAUGCACACCGAGGCCGAGGAUGUGUCCUUACGGUUCAGAUCCCAGCGUGCAUAUGGUAUCCUGAUGGCAACCACUUCUAGAGACUCUGCGGACACUCUCCGACUGGAGCUAGAUGCAGGGCGUGUGAAACUCACGGUCAAUCUAGAUUGUAUCAGGAUUAACUGUAAUUCCAGCAAAGGUCCUGAGACCCUUUUUGCCGGCUAUAACCUCAAUGAUAAUGAAUGGCACACAGUGCGUGUGGUUCGGCGAGGAAAAAGUUUAAAGCUAACCGUGGAUGAUCAGCAGGCCAUGACAGGCCAAAUGGCAGGUGAUCAUACAAGGCUGGAGUUUCAUAACAUAGAGACGGGCAUCAUCACAGAACGACGCUAUCUAUCUUCUGUUCCCUCCAAUUUCAUUGGGCACCUGCAAAGCCUGACAUUUAAUGGAAUGGCAUACAUUGACUUGUGUAAAAAUGGUGAUAUAGAUUACUGUGAACUCAACGCCAGGUUUGGAUUCAGGAACAUCAUUGCGGAUCCUGUCACCUUCAAGACCAAAUCGAGCUAUGUUGCCUUAGCUACAUUGCAAGCCUACACUUCUAUGCAUCUGUUUUUCCAAUUCAAGACAACAUCCCUAGAUGGACUAAUCCUGUAUAAUAGUGGGGAUGGAAAUGACUUUAUUGUGGUUGAAUUAGUUAAAGGGUACUUGCAUUAUGUGUUUGACUUGGGAAAUGGUGCUAACCUCAUCAAAGGGAGCUCAAACAAACCACUCAACGACAAUCAGUGGCACAAUGUGAUGAUUUCAAGGGACACCAGCAAUCUUCACACAGUAAAGAUUGACACAAAAAUCACAACACAAAUCACUGCGGGAGCCAGAAAUUUAGACCUCAAGAGUGACUUGUAUAUUGGAGGAGUGGCUAAAGAAACAUACAAAUCCUUGCCGAAACUGGUCCACGCCAAAGAAGGCUUUCAAGGUUGCCUGGCAUCUGUGGACCUGAAUGGCAGGCUUCCAGAUCUCAUCUCUGAUGCUCUUUUCUGCAAUGGGCAAAUUGAGAGAGGAUGUGAAGGACCCAGCACAACCUGCCAAGAGGACUCAUGUUCAAAUCAAGGCGUGUGCUUGCAGCAAUGGGAUGGCUUCAGCUGUGACUGUAGCAUGACUUCCUUCAGUGGCCCACUCUGCAAUGACCCUGGAACAACAUAUAUCUUUAGCAAAGGUGGUGGACAGAUUACAUAUAAGUGGCCUCCUAAUGACCGACCCAGUACACGAGCAGACAGGCUGGCCAUCGGGUUUAGCACUGUUCAGAAGGAAGCAGUGUUGGUGCGUGUGGACAGUUCCUCAGGCCUGGGUGACUACCUUGAACUUCACAUACACCAAGGAAAAAUUGGAGUUAAGUUUAAUGUUGGGACAGAUGACAUCGCCAUUGAAGAGUCCAAUGCAAUCAUUAAUGAUGGAAAAUACCAUGUAGUGCGCUUCACGAGGAGUGGUGGCAAUGCCACGUUACAGGUGGACAGCUGGCCAGUCAUUGAGCGCUACCCUGCAGGAAACAAUGAUAACGAGCGCCUGGCGAUUGCUAGACAGCGAAUUCCAUAUCGACUUGGUCGAGUAGUUGAUGAAUGGCUACUCGACAAAGGGCGUCAGCUCACAAUCUUCAAUAGCCAAGCAACCAUAAUUAUUGGCGGGAAAGAGCAGGGCCAGCCCUUCCAGGGUCAGCUCUCUGGGCUUUACUACAAUGGCUUGAAAGUUCUGAAUAUGGCAGCAGAAAACGAUGCCAACAUCGCCAUAGUGGGGAAUGUGAGGCUGGUCGGUGAAGUGCCUUCCUCUAUGACAACAGAGUCGACAGCCACUGCCAUGCAGUCUGAGAUGUCCACCUCAAUCAUGGAGACCACCACAACCCUGGCUACCAGCACAGCUAGAAGAGGAAAGCCCCCAACAAAGGAACCCAUCAGCCAGACAACGGAUGAUAUCCUUGUGGCCUCGGCAGAGUGUCCCAGCGAUGAUGAGGACAUUGACCCCUGUGAGCCGAGCUCAGGUGGGUUAGCUAACCCUACCCGAGUGGGCGGUCGCGAACCAUACCCAGGCUCUGCAGAAGUGAUCCGGGAAUCCAGCAGUACCACGGGCAUGGUGGUGGGGAUUGUCGCGGCAGCUGCUCUGUGCAUCCUCAUCCUCCUCUAUGCCAUGUACAAGUACAGAAACCGGGAUGAAGGGUCAUACCACGUGGAUGAGAGUCGAAACUACAUCAGUAACUCAGCACAGUCCAAUGGGGCUGUGGUCAAGGAGAAACAGCCCAGCAGUGCGAAGAGCGCCAACAAAAACAAGAAGAACAAGGAUAAGGAGUAUUAUGUCUGAUCUCAACAUUCAAAAAAGACACUUGUAUAAAAAUAGUCUUCAUUUUAUCUGAGACAUAAUAUAAACUUAUUUACUUUCCUUUUUAUGAAGCACAUACAAAAGAAGACAGGGAAUGCGAUCAGGAGGGAAAGCUUUUUAAACAAACAAACAAACAAACAAACAAGUAUCUCAUGCUCUUGUUUCUCAAAAAAAAACCAUACACACACAAAAAAAAAAUGGAAGAGAGAAGAAAGGAAGGAAAAUACUAAAACAAACAAACAACAGGGGCCAAUAAAAUUCCCUAACAUCCGCAGUGUUUUCAUUUACUCUGCCUGUCUUUAUGUUGCUGGAACAUUCUAAAAGACGGUGAGGACCGCACGCAUUCAUAAAGCAAAGGAGUAUUACAUCGAGGCACAACACAAAACCAACACAAAACACAACACACACAAAGAAGCUACCUAUGAUCCUGGAUUCAGCCAAAGUGCUAGUGCUUUCCUGAGGAGCCAGUCAGUGGGAGAGCCAGAGAAGAACGUCUUCUUGUGGGACCAUCUGCAGAUUACGAGGAGUUGGUCAGCUGGAGCAACUGGAGCAGGGGUUGGAACUUGCAUUUGAAAUAAAUUGCUGGCUUUUGUUUGAAGACUUAUACAGGAAUGCAUUAAAAAGCCCCUUUCUGUUUGUGAGAGAAUAAUAAUUAAAUUAAAGUAUGGAGGCCUUAUUUUCAAAAAUGGGAAAUAUAAGGCACGUUUUCACAUUAAAAUUUCAAAACAAAAAUGAGAGGGCAUAGAUGCAAUCAUUGGGAAAUUUUCAUGCACGCUUACUAUGUUAUUACAUAUGUUUAUAUAAACCCAUCUCUGUGUGCUUUCUGGACUGUGAUAAGUGACGUUUUAUAGCCUGUUGUAUAGAAAAUGCAAAAUAUAUCUCUGCUCUUCAGCCACUUUUGGUAAAUUCAAUGUUAUAAGUGUUGCUAAGUAUAGGGAGUUUUAUGACAUUGGAGCAACAAUUAUUUCAGACAGAUUUUUUUGCCACCAUUAUAAAUUGCCACAAUUACUUACUUUUUUAAACAAAAAUUACAGUGUAGUGUUUAUUCUAAGAAAGAUAUGUAUGAAUGUAUAUAAAAGGACUCAGCUCAGCUCCUUCUUUUCUUACAUAUAUAGCCUUCAUUCUGUUGCAUUAUUAAGUUUUAGUAUUUGUAUGAAAGGUGUGAAUUAGAAGGUGGAACAUAUAUCUAAGUAUCAUAUAAACCUUUUUCUUUCCCAAAUACUCAUAUUUCUAUAUAUGUUUAACAUUCACACACAUACACACACACACACACACACACACACACACACACACACACACACGGGGGGAGAGAGAGGGAGAGAGAGAGAGAGAGAGAGAGAGAGAGAGAGAGAGAGAGAGAAGCAGCCAUCAAAUAUGAUACAAUAUCAAAACACACAAAUACUUACAAAUGGAAAGUGUGAAGGAAGACAGUUGUGCCAAGGUAUUAUAACAAAUGGGUGGUUUGCUUCCUUGAGAUCCUGAUUCCAGGAAACCUUGAGUUCUUAGUCCCUAGUAAAAUGGAAACUUUUUUUUUUAAUAAAAAAAGAAUCAUCACCAUACAUGGCUACAUAAAUACACAUCAUUCUACAGGCAUUACAUAAACAAUGUUGGUGAACUCUGUCUGCUGCUGUGGAAAACUUUUUCCCAUAAAAUUAUAUACAUUCUUUGAACAUGGUGUGUGUGAUUAAGCUUUAUGGCAAGUAAGCAUUUUCUCAAUUAAAAAAGUAUUCUCAGUAAUUUUUGAUUCUGUAUUACUACCCAUUUAAAUAAUUCUAUAUUGUUGACUAUUGACUAAAUUUUAACAUUUCUGGUUUUACAUCUAUAUACUUAAACAUACUUUUAGUUUAACAUACACUGUGUAGUAGUGAGGUAUAGAUUACACACUUGUUUUGCAUAUUGUUUCAAGUAUGUUCAUAGCAAUAAAUUAUCAAUGUGAGAAAAUAAUUUUGAGGUUGGAGGGUGAUGCCUCUGUAAAAAUUGAUCACAUAACAUAAAUAUCUAAAAGAAUGAUACUAGGUUUCAUAAAAGAACAAGAUACUAUUACAAUCAGCUUUAAUCAGCAAGGCAAAAAAUGUAAAACAUCUUUUGUAGUACUUUAGUUGAUGAACAACAUGCCAAGAAGUGGCCUGGAUUUCAGACAUAGCACUACCUUAGAAAUACAUAUAUGUCAUAGCAAAUCACAAUGAGGUACAGCUGCCAAGAAAUUGUGUAAGAAGUCUUAAAGGCAGUUCAUCACCUGAAAAAUAGAUGGCACAAAGUUAAAAUUCAAUACCCAUUUCUUCUGUUUCAAGUCUUCAUAUAUUUUUAAUUUGCCAGGUUAAAAGAUCUCACAAGUCUUUUCCCCUACCCCUCUCAUUCAGUCUUACUCAGGGAAAGCCAGAGAAAUAAAAAGGAACAUAAAAUCACCAAUUUACAGCUUAAAGCAUACACACACAUACACACACAUACUUUAACCUAUUGUAUCUAUUUAACACAAACUAAUUUCUUCUGGACAAAUUCUAAAAGAUGGUGGAAGAAUUCAUUGACUUGUAGCUUUUUAAAUGGUCUCUCUGGAGCCUUGCUGUUUAUAAUUGAUUUCAGUGUUUCUUCACAGCAAGAAUGUCAAAAUUCCACACAUUGAUAUAAACUGAUAGUGCUGGUAAAAACAUAUAUCUAAUUUUACUGACCUACACAAAAGUUAGCAGGUUUUCCCCCUGAAUGGAGAAGGAAAAGAAAGGACUGUGAAUUUUUGAAGGAAAAAGACUUGAAUCCAACCCAUGUAUCGUUAUACUAAACAUAUCAGGUUCCGUGUGUCACUUGCAACUCACAGAAGUUCUCACAUUACCUGGCAUAAAGUGACUACAUCUCUUGAUUGUAACUUUUCUGAUUGAAUAUGCUUCUUUUCUUAAUCCAUGAAAUGUGUUGCCUUUUAAAACAAAAACGAUGACUACAAUAAUGUAUGAGGUGGUUUAUCCCUAAGAAGUCAACGCAAAGUCACUUCAAUCAUACUCUUCUAGUGUUUCGAGUGACUGAGUAUCUAAGGGGUUUGUUUUGUUUUUCUGUUGCAAGGCCAAUUUAUCCAUUAUUGGAAAUGCUAAGCAAGUGGAAUUUACUGUUUUGUUAAUAAAAUAUUUCUUAAUACAA
Molecule: messenger RNA, 7626 nt
Organism: Grammomys surdaster
Lineage: Eukaryota; Metazoa; Chordata; Mammalia; Rodentia; Muridae
Gene: Nrxn1
Product: neurexin 1
Exons: 19
Coding region: 1-4485 (1494 amino acids)
Source: RefSeq, a predicted model, not a curated record